GUUCUCUGGUUAUUCGGAAUCAAUAUGUUGAAGGCAUUCAAAUUCUGCUUAGUCUUGUUCCUUUCAUGGAAUUCUUACGGAUCCUUGGCCCAGGACUCUUCUGUGUGUCUUUUGCAUGACCCGCAAAACCAGUGCGGGAAAUUCUGCCUAGAGGCGCUGAAGCCGUUGCUCGAUCAUAUCGCUUUUCACCAGAAGGAGUGGAGCACCUGCGAUGCCCAAAAGCAGAAUGAGACCCAGGCGAAGCUGGACAGAAUCGAGGGUCAGCUAUUUAAGCUGGACAACUCUCUCGAAUUGAAGAACCUGCAGACAAAACUGGAGGCGAUUGAAAGGCAACUGUCAGCGAUGCAGGAAUUACUAUCCAAAGUAAACAAGAAACCCAUAAAUACGCAUCCGUAUGUUCGGAUUGGCUCGAGAUUGAUUUACAUUGAAAGCGAAAAUAGUCGAAAUUGGGAGCAAGCAGAAGCGUUCUGCCGUGAGAUAAAUGGUCACCUGAUCACCAUCCAGAACGUCUCCGAGCUGAGCGCUCUGAAUGAAAAGCUGAAGAGAAGCACUUCCUACUGGCUGGGAAUCACUGACGUGGCCAAGGAGAGCGAUUUUGUGUCCGUGGCUUCCGGUCAGCCACCUCCCUUUCUCAAGUGGGAAAACUCCCAACCCAAUAACCUGAACGGAAAAGACAACUGCGUGGAUAUCUACAACGCCGAAAUGUACGACAGCGACUGCAGCGAAGUUCAGCUUUUCAUUUGCGAGGCGACUUUUGAUUAGAAGAAAUUGUGUGGUUAUAAUAAAAAGAUUAUUCAAGCAUAAA
Messenger RNA from Drosophila ficusphila, 805 nucleotides. RefSeq names its product C-type lectin 37Db-like. NCBI's taxonomy places the organism in Eukaryota, Metazoa, Arthropoda, Insecta, Diptera, Drosophilidae. The record is from RefSeq and is a predicted model, not a curated record. The coding region runs from base 25 to 762 and encodes 245 amino acids. The transcript has a single exon.